Molecule: messenger RNA, 3030 nt
Organism: Necator americanus (New World hookworm)
Lineage: Eukaryota; Metazoa; Nematoda; Chromadorea; Rhabditida; Ancylostomatidae
Exons: 29
Coding region: 1-3030 (1009 amino acids)
Molecular function (GO): nucleic acid binding; ATP binding
Source: RefSeq, a predicted model, not a curated record
AUGGGCUUUGGCGAAGGAGUAAAUACUGCUGCUGUAAUUCCUUUUGGGAGAAGAACGGACGACAACUCAAGUUUCCAAGGUCAAGGAGAAAAUUUCGGACGACAAGAACCAAGGAGCGGUUUUGGCAAUGACAGCCAACCAGGAGGCUCUCGUAGAUUCAAUGACGACAGUCAAGAUCGUGAAUUUCGAAGACAAUCAGAUGAUGUUCGUCAACAAGAAGGCAAUGGCCGUAGCAGAUUUUCAGCACCUAGGGAAUCUGAGAGAGAAAACAGCCGUCCUUUCAUAAGAAAUAGAGAAGGUUCUGGACAACGUAAUGAGCGUUUUGGUGGUGAAGUUCCUGCCUUUGGUAGAAGUAUGAUGAAAGGAAAUGAAGACGGUUUCGGCAGUAACCCUGGACGGGAUAAUCGACAAGAUGGAUACAGUCGAGGGUAUCAAUCAGAACGUAGAAAUAGAGGAGACUCAUUUUCUGAAAGAGAUGAUGAUUGGGGAAAUGACUGCAGGAAGAAUGUCAUCAGAAGUUCAAAUUACACCAAUAAUCGAGAUCGUCCUUCGAAUAGAAGAGAGUAUGACGCAGACGGGAGGGACCGCAACUCUCAACGAGAAACUCGUGACUACUUUCAACACGAUCGACGUGAGGGAAGAGGUCUUCGGUCAGAUGAUCCUCGUGAGUAUCAGAACAACGGAACAGGAUUCAAUCGUAGGGAAGCUUUUCAAAAGCAUGGUUUCAAUGAAUUCGGACAUCCAGAAGCGGGGCGAGGCUAUAAUCGCGGAGUUUCUGGUAGUGACAGCUUCAAUGACAGAGGAAGACCAUUAGGUGACAGUCGAAGGCGCUUUGAUGAUGAUGGCUUUGCUAGCAGGAAAGUAGAACAAAAUCGAUAUGCUAAUGAUCAAUACGACGGUGACAGAAACAGUGGUGGUGGGUUUGGUUUUCAACGAGAGAAUAGCGGAAUAUUUGAAAGGAAUCGAAGAAAUUCACCGACUGAUCGUAGCCGCAGAGGAGGUCGUAAUGAAAUAGGCUUCCAGCCGAGACGUGAUGACCGGUAUGCUGAGGACUCUUACGGAGACAAUCGUUACGGUGAUCGGAGCCGUGGUAGUCGAAAAGAAUUCAACAAACGAGAUGAUGGUGGUGGAUUUGGAAGUGAUUUUGGUACCUCAAGUGGAUUUCGUGGCGAUCAAAAAAGCUCUCGUUACGAGAGAAACAGAGGAGUUGGAGAAGGCAAUAGCUAUGAGUUUGGCUCAGGAUUUGGCGGCCGCAACGACUCUUCCUUUGGGUUUGGUGGUGGUCACUCUUCUGGCUUUGGAAGUUUCACAAGAGCAGACCGAGAUCGACAGGGAUACAGGGAGUUUAUCGCUGGUGGAACGGGAGUUGAAGAAAAGAAGCGCGCUCCAAGAGACUGGAAUCCUGAAGUGAAUUCGAUUGAGACGUUAUUUGAACGUGAUGCACUGAACGCAGAACAUUUUCAAAAAGACCAAGAUGAUCCUGUCACCACCGAGGGUGAUGACGAGAAUCUCCAGAUUAGCACAUGGGAGAAUAGCGGAUUACAUCCCCAGCUAAUCAAAACUUGUUUGGAGAAGUGUAGAUACUCCUUCGUUCGCCCUAUUCAAGCAGCAACAAUACCACUGAUUCUACGUGGCAAAGAUGUUAUGGGCCAUGCGGAGACGGGUGGAGGGAAAACAGCAGCAUUUGUUCUGCCUAUCCUUCAUUAUAUAAUGAGUCUGGACGAUAACGCACGCGAUAGUAGAGGAGGUAAAAUUCUAGCCUUAGUUGUUGCCCCGACCCGAGAACUAGCGAAACAGUUGUUUGAUUCGUUUAGAAAGCAUGCCUUCGAAACGGAUGUAAAAUGUUGCGUUGCGUACGGCGAAAUACCUAGGUGGAAGAACCUAUCAGAUAUCCACCAAGGUUGUGAUGUUCUUAUCGGAACGAGCGGACGUCUCAUGGAUUUCAUUCAAAAAAGAGAUGUGAAUGUGACCAAGGUGAAGUUUCUUGUACUUGACGAGGCCGAUAUGCUCCUCAGAGACGGAAGAGACAGUCAUUUGGAAUCGAUUCUUAGGAACCCAGUAUUUCCACCGGUGGAAGCCAGGCAGACACUACUAUUUAGUGCAACAUUCCCACCGAAUGUAGAGCGGUUUGCUGGAGAAGUUUUGAAAAGGAACUUCGUCAAAAUAUCAAACGGGGCUCGAGGACGGGCAAAUAAUCGUGUUAGUCAGCAGUUCAUUCGUGCUGAUGGAGUGUGCGGCAAAAACGAACAACUUUUCGGAAUGCUUGAAGAGCAACGAGAUAAGCUAGCUAGAGACGGGACUGUUAUGCGUACUCUGGUAUUUGUUGGCACGAAGAAGCAGGCCGAUUUCGUCGCUUUUAUGCUAACAGGGAAAGGAAUAAAAGCAGCUAGCAUUAACGGCGAUCGACCGCAGAAUGAACGUGAACGAGUGAUAAAGCAGUUCCGCGAAGGAGUCGUCACUGUUUUGGUUGGAACAGAUGUCUGUCAACGAGGUCUGGAUAUUCCUGCAUUGGAACAAGUAAUUAACUAUGACAUGCCGAAUGGUUCACCUGAAGAGGCCCGCGACAAGUAUAUCCAUCGAAUUGGACGUACAGGACGGUUGUAUAACGGUGUAGCGAUAACAUUCGUCGACUCAGGAUUUAACGAUCGAGAUGCCAUGAAACUUAUGGUUGAUGUAGCCAGAGAAAGUGGACAGGAAGUUCCACAAUGGCUAGAAGAACUUUGCAAAACGGACAGCUUCAGUCGAGCUGGGUUUGGAGCUGCAGUAGGUGGAACAAGCGGGUUUGGCACCAGCUCAAGUUUUGGAGGAGGCUUCGGUGAAAACAGUUUCGGCAGUGGAGGUGGAUUUGGAGGAUUAGGAGGUGGUUUCGGUGGUGGUGACGGAGGAGGAGGAUUCGGAGAAGGACCGAAGAUGGACAAGCAGGACAAUAAUGCAUCAAUUAACCCUGCUGUAGAAGAAUUGUCUAAUAAAGAGAAAACAAAAGAGGAGAAAAAUCCUGCUGAUGAUGAUGGCGAUGAUGGCGAUUGGUGA